Molecule: messenger RNA, 1919 nt
Organism: Tilletiopsis washingtonensis
Lineage: Eukaryota; Fungi; Basidiomycota; Exobasidiomycetes; Entylomatales
Product: alpha/beta-hydrolase
Exons: 7
Coding region: 28-1845 (605 amino acids)
Biological process (GO): proteolysis
Cellular component (GO): fungal-type vacuole
Molecular function (GO): serine-type carboxypeptidase activity
Source: RefSeq, a predicted model, not a curated record
ACCUUCACCCCACCACCACUGCCCAGCAUGCGCACCCCCACCUACCUCUCCUCGUGCUCCGCACUCCUCAUCUGCGCCCUCGCUGCGCGCGGCGCCGUGCUGCGCCCGCACGCCGCCGAGGAGCUGACGCUCGACAACCAGGGCCUCAUGCACUGGGCCGACGACGCCGUCGCCGCCGCCGCCGACGCCCUGCCCGCGCUGGGCCGCCCCGACUUUAGCGCGCUCGACGUGCAGGCCCUCGAGGCGCAGGCCAAGCCCGCCGCCGACUGGCUGCGCACCAAGCUGCACGAGGCCGAGGGCACGAUGGCCUCGGUCGAGGAGCAGGCCAAGCAGUGGCUGCACCAGGGCGAGCAGCAGGCCGCCAAGUGGCUGCACAAGGGCGAGAAUGAGGCGCUGGCCUGGCUCGGCAAGGGCGAGGAGGAGGCAAAGGCGUGGCUCAGCAAGGGUCUCGUCGCCGUCGAGGGCAUGCAGUACGAGCGCCUCGUGCACCCGCACUUCCCCCAGUACUCGCUGCGCCUCGCGCAGGACCCCCUGACGCACUGCGACCCUGACGUCAAGUCGUACGCCGGCUACCUCGACGUCGAGGACAAGCACUUCUGGUUCAGCUUCUUCGAGUCGCGCAGCAAGCCGUCGAAGGACCCCGUGCUGCUCUGGCUUAACGGCGGACCGGGCUGCAGCUCCAGCACGGGCAGCCUGUUCGAGGGCGUCGGCGCCUGCGUGCUCGCCAAGAACGGCACCGACACGGCGUACAACAAGCUCAGCUGGUCGAACCACGCCAACCUGCUCGUCCUCGACCAGCCCGUCAACGUCGGCUUCUCGUACUCGGACAGCGGCAACGUGAACAACACGCCGCUGGCCGCCGAGGACGCCUACGCCUUCCUGCAGCUCUUCUUUGCCAAGUUCGACAAGUUUGCCUCCAACGACUUCCACAUUGCCGCCGAGUCGUACGGCGGCCGCUACGCGCCGCUCUUCGCGGCCAAGAUCCACGAGAAGAACCAGGCGCUGCAGAGCUCGCGCUUCGUCAACACCAACAACAUGGCGCCGAAGCACAUCCAGCUCGCGAGUGUGAUGCUCGGCAACGGCCUGACGGAGCCGCAGACGCAGUUCGCCAGUGUGCCGGACUACGCGUGCAAGGGCAAGUACGCCAUCUUCGAGGAGGACAGCCCGACGUGCACGAAGCUGUACAGCAAGGCGUCGACGUGCGCCUCGCUCAUCGGCUCGUGCUACAGCUCCAACUCGCGCUUCACGUGUCUCCCUGCCGCGCUCUACUGCUGGUCGGGCCUGUACACGGACGCGCAGCAGUCGGGCCUGAACCUCUACGACGUGCGUCGCAAGUGCGACCGCGCCGAGGACAAGGAUGGUCCCUUGUGCUACGCCGGACUCGUUGACAUGGAGCGGUACAUGAACAUGCCCAGCACCAAGAAGGCCUACGGCGUGCCCGCCAGCCUCGAGUUCAAGUCGUGCAACAUGGAGAUCAACCAGGGCUUCAUGAUGCAGGGCGACUCGACGCACAACAGUGCCGAGGUGCUGCCGCAGCUCAUUGCCGACGGCGUGCGCGUGCUCGUGUACGCCGGCGAGGCUGACUUCAUGUGCAACGCCAUCGGCAACGAGCGCUGGCUCAUGAAGCUCGAGCAGCCCUACCACGCCGAGCUCGAGAAGACGAAGCCGACGAAGUGGAUCGCCGGCGACAAGAGCGAGGCGGGCUACGUCCGCGCUGCCGGCAAGGGCUUCGGCAACGUCGCCUACGUGCGCGUCGCCAACGCAGGCCACAUGGUGCCGCUCGACGUGCCCGGCCCGGCCCUCGAGAUGGUCGAGGCGUGGCUGUCGAACAAGGCACUCGUGUAAAGCUGCCCUCAGCUACCGUCGAGGCAGUGUCUCUCACUCCCUCCUCCGCGUCCGAGCAUCUCUCGGUGUGCCUG